Trichomycterus rosablanca is the source of this 2317-nucleotide messenger RNA. RefSeq names its product chromosome 13 C1orf115 homolog (gene c13h1orf115). The record is from RefSeq and is a predicted model, not a curated record. Lineage: Eukaryota; Metazoa; Chordata; Actinopteri; Siluriformes; Trichomycteridae. The coding region runs from base 41 to 487 and encodes 148 amino acids. The transcript is spliced from 2 exons.
CGUAGGUGAAGUGACAGCACAGGUUUCUCAGCGUUCCAACAUGCCGCGGUUCAAACUUCCCAAAACUAAAAGGAAGACUAAAAACAAAAAGGAGGACAAAUCCAGAAUUAUCAGCUGUGCUGUAGAAGAACAUGAGGUAACAAGUACCGGGAAGCAGGAGGUCGGUGACAAGGGGUCUCCUAAACAGAAGUGCACUAAUGAGCCUGUCAGGCGCCGAGAGAAAUCAGCCAAACAAGUGCACUUCGCUGUACUGCCUGAAAAAUACGAGCCACUGCAGGAGGAACAAACCGCGGAUAAAACUGUCGAAGAAAGCUGUGAGAAACAACACAAAUAUAAACAAUUCAGGAAAAACUUUGGAAAAGCUCUGCGCUACAGCUGGAAGUGUUUGGUGGUUGGUCUGCAGAGUUUCAGCACAGCCUACUCUGGGCCCCUGAGUGCAGCUACCACAUUGGUGUCAGAGGUCCAGAGACCAAUGGCAAGAACAUGAUUGGACAGAAAAUGUAAGGCUCUUGCUAUCAACAGUAAAGUGGAACAGCCCCUCUUCAUGUUUUAUAAUUGCAAGCUUUGUAAAGGUAAAGUUCCUGCCAAAACUGUGAAGAAUGUCUUUACAUGUUGCUGAUGCAUUAAUCCAGAUGUUCAGUGUAUAGCACUUUUGAAAUGUAAGAUCUCUUAAUUUGUUACCCACCUGCAUGUCAGAGCAAUUACUAGUCAUACACAUUUUUGCCAUUUACGCUGUAAAUGCUGUAAGUAGAUUUGAUCUGUAACAGGGUUUUUAAGUUUGGAAUUCCUAAAAUGAUCCUGAUUACAGAGGGGUUCAUUAUGAUGUGUGAUCAUUUUUAGAAAUUUGCAACCACUAAGGUCCACACAUUUGUAUGCUGAGCCAUAUAAGCUACUCAGCUUGCACUUCCCUUUUUUUAAAUAAUUUGUGUCACCUAAACAUUCUUUUCCAUAUUCAAAAUGUUUUACUUCAAUUAAGUGUUUCUUUUACUUUAGUUUAAUAUUUCUCCUAAUGUCAUUUAGUGUUAUUUCUUCAACACUUAAAUGCUAAAAUAAGGAAUCAAUAACAUUUCUUUUUAAUUAAAUGCAGUAUAACACAACAGCUUUAACAAAACACAUAUGUUCACUAUUUUGACUGAAGUCUUCACAUUGACCAAUUGAUCAAGCCUAGAUAUUAAUCAAGUUACAUUAUGGUAGCACCUCCAAAUCAUACAGCUUAAAGUCGGUCAGUUCACUUACAAUGAAGACCUUAAUUUCACUAACUGGGUAAUCUAACAUGAUAAAGUUACCUAAAGUCAUUUAAUGGGGUCUGCAGUAAUUCCAUACAGUAAGCAACUUUCCAGUGCAACUUUACAAGAAGCCUAAACAUUUUGGGGGUGGGGGGAUGUAUUGGUAUCAUUGCUGUCCUAAUUAUUACUAUUAUUAGUGUGCUUAUGUGUGUAGUUUAAAAUGCAUCUCGUUUUGGCUAACUUGUAUAGUGCAUUAGACUGACUUUUUAAAUUGUUUGACUUUACAUUUCUACGUGCCUUUAAAACUAAAUCUUUUAUAUGGAUCUCUAGAUGCAUAUUUCCAUUAUAAUGCCAUGCCUGGCUUUAGCAGACUAGCUAGUCUAAAAGUUAAAUAAGCUUUUUCUUUUAUCACAGUCUAAGCAAAUAGUAUCAGCAGUCUGUAAUCAGAAUCUGAUUAAUCAGGCUUGUGACUUUCUGUUAAGUGCCCUAAUCACACGCUUUUUCCUGUUGAUAAGCUUUCAUCAAUAACACAUGAUGAACUUUGGCAUGAUUUUGUUAGUAAGCUAUUUUUUAAUUUAAUUCCAAUAAAGACAUUUUAAAGAGAAAAUCAUUGAAGUAUUAAGAAAACAAAAUAUUUAUUCUGUUGCUGUUUAGUUCUGCCUGUUAAAUGUUAUUAGUAUUAAUUACGUUUACAUUUCAUACAUGAACAUGCAAUACAGAUAAUGAUACAGUUGGAAUAAAUGGGUUUGAAGGAUGUAUAGUUAAAUAACACAAAUAAAGCAAAAAAGACCUAAAGAUAAAUCAGUAUUUAUGCAGCGUUUGUAUUUUUUAUUGCUUUUUAUUGUUUUUAAUUAAAGGUAUGUUGCUUAUUGAAAAUUUUAGUUAUUAUAAAUGCAUUUUGUAGUCACAUGGGACUAUAAAAUUGGAGAGUUGUAUUGGAGAGAUAUAUUGAUACAUACUUAGACCUUGAGAUCCCUUUGUGAGAAACACAAUGUAUUUUUACCAUUAAAAAUGAAUUUAAAACAUGUCAACGUUCCAUAUUAUGUUUAAUCGUUGAUCAUAUCAAUUUGUAAAUAAAAAAAUCUAAUUUA